This is a messenger RNA of Aspergillus udagawae, 1827 nucleotides long. Its product is annotated as bifunctional 3-oxoacyl-ACP reductase/polysaccharide deacetylase family protein. Gene Ontology annotation, biological process: carbohydrate metabolic process. Lineage: Eukaryota; Fungi; Ascomycota; Eurotiomycetes; Eurotiales; Aspergillaceae. The transcript is spliced from 4 exons. The record is from RefSeq and is a predicted model, not a curated record. The coding region runs from base 1 to 1827 and encodes 608 amino acids. Gene Ontology annotation, molecular function: hydrolase activity, acting on carbon-nitrogen (but not peptide) bonds.
AUGUCGGGGGAACUUUCUCCCUCGUUCUUGAACUUGGAGGGCCUCCAUGUCUUCAUCACUGGUGCUGCUGGGGGCAUUGGACAACGAGCCGUUCAGGAAUUCCUAGACCAAGGAUGCAAGGUAACAGCAUAUGACCUCCGCCCAUUCGAGAUCCCAGACACCAUUGGCGAGAGUUAUGCCCGACUCAACGUCCAGCGCGGUGACAUCUCCGACGAAGAAUCCAUCAGAUCCGGCAUCGCACUCGCUGUCAAGCGAUUCGGGCCCAUCAACAUCCUCAUUGCCAACGCCGGCAUCACUGAUGAAAGUCACGAUUAUCCCAUCUGGGAGCUCCCGCUGGAAACGUGGGAGAAGACGUACAGCGUCAACGUCCGCGGCACGUUCCUCACCAUCAAACACUUCUUGCACGCGGCGCGGACCGCACAACAGACUCUGGGCAAGGAGCUGGAUAAUCUGGCCAUCGUCGUGACGGGAAGCGAGACGGGGGUCUUCGGGCAGGAGGGCCAUGCCGAGUACGCGUCCGGCAAAGCUGGUCUCCAGUAUGGAUUGGUGAAGAGUGUGAAGAACGAGAUCGUCCGUCUCAAUAGCAGAGCGAGAAUCAACGCCGUUGCGCCGGGAUGGGUGGACACACCCAUGAUCGAAGGCAGACUGGAUGAUCCAAAGGAACUCUGGGGCGAAGCCCAAGCAACCGUUCCCCUCAAGAAGAUCGCAAAACCAGAAGACGUCGCACGUACCAUGGCGUUUCUGGCAUCGCACCGCGCAGCAGGCCAUAUCACGGGCCAAUGCCUCAGCGUCGACGGAGGCAUGGAAGGCCGCCUCCUCUGGAAGGAGAGCAAUCCAUCAAACCCGAACCGGAGCCCGGAGACAACAAGCCUGGCCCCAAACCAAUCCAUCCCGCGCCACCUAUCACCACCCAAACGCAACAAGAUCCGCGUCGCGGUAUCCAUUGACCUGGACGCCGUCUCCGGCUGGCUAGGAACAGGCCACCACCCGGACAACAUCCUCGCCGACUACUCCGCCGGCUUCUUCGCCGCCAAAGUCGGCGUCCCGCGGCUGCUCCGCAUGCUCACGAAACUCAACAUCGCAGACCGCUGCACCUGGUUCAUCCCGGGCCACUCAGCCGAGAGCUUCCCGGACGAGGCUGCGCAGGUCGUCGCCUCAGGCGCCGAGAUCGGGCUGCACGGAUACGCGCACGAAGGCGCCUAUCAGAUGACCGUGCAGCAGGAGCGCGACGUCCUGGUCAAGUGCAUAGACAUCGCGACAAAGCUCACAGGCAAGAAACCCGCCGGCUACCGCGCGCCCCUCUACCAGCUCCGCGAGUCCACGCUGGAUCUGCUCGAGGAAUUCGGAUUCGAAUACGAUGCAUCGCUAACAGACCACGACUGCCACCCCUUUUUCGCCCCGCGCCGUCCCCCGCUCCAACCCGUCGACUUCUCCCAGCCCGCCUCCACCUGGAUGCACCCGAUCCCAGCCAGCGACGCCAGCGCAAACGCAGACCGCCGCCCGCUGGUCUGCGUCCCCUGCAACUGGUACAUGGAGGACAUGACCCCGAUGCAGUUCCUCCCGCACACGCCCAACUCGCACGGGUACACGGACGUGCGCGUCAUCGAGAACCUAUGGCGGGAUCGGUUCCUGUGGAUCCGCGAGAAUGAGGUCGAGCCCAUCUUCCCUGUGCUGAUGCAUCCUGAUACGAGUGGCAUGGCGCAUGUGAUUGGGAUGGUGGAGCGGUUGCUGAAAUGGGUGCAGGGGUGGGGGGAUGAGGUUGAAUUUUGUCAGACAGGGGAGAUUGCGAGGUGGUUUCGGGAGAAGGAGAUGAAGAAGGCAACUUAG